UUAGCAUUGUGCCAGACAAGCCUAGAGACUGGCAUGGACAUGUUUGUGUAGAAAUAUAGUAGAAUUAAUUUUAACUUAGAUUAUCUACUCUAGAUUUGGAAUUGGGAUUCUGAUUAUGAAAGCUUAUCUAUGGCAACUUAAACCCUAAAAAGAUUUAGUCAUCUACAUUUAAUUUACUACAUGAACUUUGACUUCCAUACUAAAUAAAGAGAUGGUGCUUCAAGAUUGUUUUCCUGGCUCAUACACAAGAAGUUCUUUACAAGUAGUGGAGUGCUUGCAGGUUCUUCUCCUCUUUGUGUUUUGCUGUCCACUAAAUGUACAUUGGUGGAAACUGCUGUCACUAAAAACACCUUACCUGUUGCACCCAAAGUAUAAUGCUUUUUGAGGUUGCUGCUCCCAUCAAUCUGCUCAGUAAAAAUAGCUCAUCUUGUAAUGGAGGAGAAAGUUCGAGUCGCAGCGCAGAGAAACGGGCAGCUAAUGAAGAAGCUGAAGACUUCACCACAAAACCUGCUCCUGCCAAAAUGUCCAAGUUUGGAUUUUCCAUAGGCAGUCAGACAGCAAAGAAGGCAUCUGCAAUAUCCAUCAAACUAGGAGCAAAUAAGCCUAAAGAGCCUGUUCCAACCCUUGCUCCAAAAACCCUUUCUGUAGCAGCAGCUUUCAAUGAAGAUGAAGAUAGUGAACCGGAAGAAAUGCCUCCAGAAGCCAAGAUGCGCAUGAAGAACAUUGGAAGGGAUACACCAACCUCAGCAGGACCAAAUUCCUUCAAUAAAGGAAAGCAUGGUUUUUCUGACAACCAGAAGCUAUGGGAACGAAAUAUAAAAUCUCAUCUUGGAAAUGUCCAUGACCAAGAAAAUAACUAAAUGAUGCGGAUUGAGAGCUGGGUGUUUGGGGGGAGGGGAGGGUGUAACGUUAAAGGAACAGUUUCCUUUUUUAAGAAUGGUAUAAGACUAUCUUUGGAGCCACUUUUUUAAGAUUUUGAGUGGUACACUAAUAACUGAGUUUGAAAUUAGAGGUAAUUUAUGUUUUGUAUACAGAUUUCAAGGCAUUUGCUAAUUUUGUAGUUCCAUGUGAUUAGUUUCAAAAGGUUACAGAUAAUAAAGAAAUUGGAGUGGUACCUUUUUAAGAUUUUUUUUUUUUUUUUUGUCAGUGAUUGAUUAAGGUGGAUGAAAAAGGUUACUGUCUCUUUAAUCAGGUAAACAUUGAAUGCUCUGGCAUUCUCACUUCUGGCUCCCUCUUUGUAACAGGAGAAACAGUUGACUCCUAGGAAUACCGCUAAAGAAAGUGAGCAUUGUCUUGUACUAGAAGUGUUACUGGACUAUUAAUUUGAAUAUAAACUUAUGCAGGAAAUAAUAAGAAUCUGGAUUUUUUUCUCCCUGCAGUCACCUUUUGUUAAGUCUCUGCAAACUAGGAAUUAUGUUGCUCUGAGUGGCUCUGAUAACUUAGCUCUAAUUUUGUUUAAAACUUCAUGUAGGAUGUGUAACCUUCUGUGGCCUAUUUCAUCCUAAGGAAAUGGGCCUUGUCUGUAUAUUAGAUACAGUCUGUAAAGAAUAUUCACUACAAAGGUAAAUGAGUAUUUUCAGUGUGCUCUUCUUAAAUCAUUAGCCUUGUGUAGUGCUUGUUAGCGUCUCCUUGUGGUACACAAAAGCCACCACCAAAAAGACAAGCUAAUGUACGUUAAGCUUCACGUUUGGUUGAAAUAUUUUUCUUUACUAUGCCUAGAAGGAAUAAAAGCCACACCAAAAAUCGGUAACUCACUGCUUAAGGAUGAAAAAAAUCUAAGAUGCACUUUCCCUGCCUUGCUAUUUAAAACAAAAUGCCUUCAUGCCUGUGACCUCAGUGGACACUAUCAGGUUAAAGAAUACUGUAUUUGCAGUCCUAAUGCUUCUAACAAGUGUCAACUUCAGAAAUAAAACUCCACCUUUUCCUACUGGUCUGCCUUUUGCAGUAAUUGUCAACAAUGACAUUAGUCUGGUCAGUUUAAUUUCCUAGCUUUCAUACUGUGGAACAGCGCUGUAGGAUUUCAGACCAAGUAAGGACUGUCUAAAUUUCAGUCUAAUUCAGAUUGCCUAUUUUAAAAACAUUUUACUAGCAGAACUGGUUAAACAAAAAGUUAUUAACAGCAUACCACCCCCCGCAACAAACAUCAGGUUCUUUUUAUACUUAAAUACCUGAUACUGUCAACCACUAAAUUAAUUUCAGCCUGGAACUGGUUUUAAAUUCAAUAUGUUAAUUGCUUUCAUCCUGCCUCUAAAACCUUUUUUCAUGCUAAAGUUGAACCUGCAAGUGCAGAAAGGAAAGUGCAUCUUGAAGUGGUUUUGUUUUGGUUUUUUUUUUAUUUUAGGAAAGCUCUGACCACUUAGUCUUUUGAGUUUGUAAGUUCUAAAAAAUAUUUUUUUUGUAUUUUUGUAUUGUAUGUGUAAUCUUUUUUCUUUUGAAGUCUGAUGCAGUUGAAUACCUGUAACUAUUUUCUUUAAAAGCCUUGUUAUAAACGUCACAUAAAAACGUAUACAUUAUUUUUUUUUUCCAUAGCAGAAAUCUUUGGUUUAUUUAAAACAAAACACAGCACACUUUCAAAACUGACUUUCAGGACUUCCAAAACUGAUUUGGGCAUUACUGGAACAAGGCAAGGCAAAAUGAAGAAUUUACUUUUCAAUUAUUUUUAUCAGAUGUGGUUAUGUUUGUUGAAAUAAAUCCCUUAAAGGUAGUGGUAACUCACAGUGAAUAACUAUUUUAUCUUGCUCCGUAGUAGUUACUUGAUGCUGUCUCAGUCACUUGUAUUAGUAAAAAGCAAAAGGGAACUUUGAGUAAGAAUAAGAGGAUGCCUUUGAGACCUACUCUUUUUUAAUUAACCUGCCACCAACAAUGUCUUCCACAUCUUUGGCUGAAGUAGACAUUCAUUUCAACGGAAUUUCCUGGUACUUCAGAAUCCUUUAGGAAGUUGCUAGGCAGAACAGCAGACA
Messenger RNA from Gavia stellata (red-throated loon), 2960 nucleotides. It is a transcript of the gene PCNP, whose product is annotated as PEST proteolytic signal containing nuclear protein. NCBI's taxonomy places the organism in Eukaryota, Metazoa, Chordata, Aves, Gaviiformes, Gaviidae. Gene Ontology annotation, biological process: proteasome-mediated ubiquitin-dependent protein catabolic process; protein ubiquitination. Gene Ontology annotation, cellular component: nucleus. The record is from RefSeq and is a predicted model, not a curated record. The transcript is spliced from 5 exons. The coding region runs from base 375 to 860 and encodes 161 amino acids.